Molecule: messenger RNA, 759 nt
Organism: Paramacrobiotus metropolitanus
Lineage: Eukaryota; Metazoa; Tardigrada; Eutardigrada; Parachela; Macrobiotidae
Product: receptor-type guanylate cyclase gcy-22-like
Exons: 4
Coding region: 1-759 (252 amino acids)
Biological process (GO): cGMP biosynthetic process; intracellular signal transduction; receptor guanylyl cyclase signaling pathway
Molecular function (GO): peptide receptor activity; guanylate cyclase activity
Source: RefSeq, a predicted model, not a curated record
AUGGGCGAAAUCGACCACUGGGACAGCACUUUCAGUAUCAAGUCCUUGCAAGCGGUGGAUAUAUAUUCCUCGGGAUUCGUCCUUUAUGAUAUAUUGACUGGAGGGUCGAUGUACCGAAAAAUGCAGGAGAUGUUCGGCAUGGCGACUGCUGUUAACCUGGACAGUAAACACGAAAAUCCCCUGGUUUCAACAGUAGAUUACAUGGAGAUUGCCGAAUUGGCUAGUGCCAUUCAUAGCUGCCUAAGCGCCAAUCUCGAGGACCGACCAAACAUUAAGCAGCUUCGCACCCAGCUGCAGGAAUUGUCGCCGUUACUUUCGCCGGAGUUGAACCAAUACAAAUUGUUUGAUAAGAUUUAUCAGCGAUUGUGCCAGCAUUCCAACAGACUGGAGCGCGAAGUUACCGCUCGGUCCAGAGCAUUGCGAGACGCCAAGAGACGCUGCGAUGUGCUUAUACAGCAGUUUCUGCCAAAGGAAAUCGUGGACAAGCUACGCACAGGUCAAUGUGUCGAUCCCGAACUCUUCGACUGCGUCACAAUCCUAUUCACCCAAUUGGACGGUUUUGGGGAUUUUGCACGCGCUGCAUCACCGGGAGAGAUCUUUGCUUUGAUUUCCAGAACGGAAGAUUUCCUGGAUGUCUUGUCCGUUGUUAGGGAGGUCUAUAAAGUCGAAUCCGUUAUGGAUUCCGUUUUGCAUCGCGAAUGUGCAGCCAUGGAUUGCCGGGAAGAAUACAUCUCAGUGGCGUGUCCGCAGCACUUUUGA